Molecule: messenger RNA, 1365 nt
Organism: Colletotrichum lupini
Lineage: Eukaryota; Fungi; Ascomycota; Sordariomycetes; Glomerellales; Glomerellaceae
Exons: 5
Coding region: 1-1365 (454 amino acids)
Biological process (GO): transmembrane transport
Molecular function (GO): transmembrane transporter activity
Source: RefSeq, a predicted model, not a curated record
AUGGGUGUUGAGCGCUUAGAUCAAAUUUCUAGCCCUCAAAGACCAGGACGAUACUCUGAGUUCACUAAGAUCGAGAAAUGGAUUAUCAUCUCCAUUGUAUCCUACGCGACUUGGUUCUCAGGACUGAGUAGUUUUAUUUACUACCCGGCCAUUAACGCACUGUCGGAGACAUUAUCUGUUUCUAUCGAAAAGAUCAAUUUAACGAUAACAUCCUACCUCGCUGUCGCCACAGUGGCCCCUGCCAUGUUCGGUGACUUCGCUGAUGUCCUUGGUCGACGUCCGGUAUAUUUGAUGACGCUCAGUCUCUAUUUCGUGGCAAACGUGUCGAUUGCGUUGUCAAAAACCUAUUCUGCACUGAUAGGCCUGAGAGCACUACAGGCAUUGGCAAUUUCUGGCACAAAUGCUUUCGUGUAUGGUGUUAUCGCAGAUAUUGCGUCGCCAGCUGAGCGCGGUUCUUUUGUCAGCGUAGUAUCUUUCAGGUUUGUUCUUGUCUACUUCAUCUCUAUGAAUGCAUCAGUCCAAUUAUCGUCAGAUAUACUGACCCUUAUCAGCGUCACAAUCGGACCGAGCGUUGGUCCGAUUAUUGGCGGACUCUUGACUUAUGCUGCGGGAUGGCCUUGGAUAUUCUGGUUUCUUUGCAUAGCCGCAGGACUAUGCCUUGUGUUGGUCAUAUUUCUAUUGCCCGAAACUUGUCGACAGGUCGUUGGCAGUGGGUUGACCCCCCCGCCAAGAUACUCUCGACUGCCGUAUCAGGGUUUCAUGCACCAUUGGAAAGGAACGAAUGACCAACAGAGUCGUCAGUCGAAAACGAGAACGCCAAAUCCAUUGAAAUCCAUCACGAUUCUUUUCCGUCGAGAUAACACCGUUGUCAUAUUUGCGGCCGGCCUUCUCUACCUGGUUUACACACAAGGACUGCCUACAGAUAAGAUCGCUGGAGACGACCUAGGUAACUUUCCGAUUGAGAAAGCACGUCUCAGCGUCAUGUGGACACCGCUUGCUAUUACAAUCUUAGCACUUGUCGCGUAUGGCUGGGUAGUGCACUAUCGCCGGCACAUUGCACUACCUCUUGUUCUUCAAUUCAUUCUUGGAAUGUCUUUACAAUUUGUUUUCAGCAUCUACAACACACUGUUAACAGACAAGAAUCACAAUGCAGCAGCAGCCGCUCAAGCCUCGAGCAACCUGAUACGAUGUACUCUGGCGACUAUUGCUGUGGCUUUCUUGCAGAAAAUGCUGGAUAUUAUGGGCGCUGGAUGGACAUAUACGUUGCUAAGUGCUUUAAGUUUGAUGGCAAUGGUCCUUUUUUGCAUUGAUUAUCGUAUGGGGACAAAGUGGCGGCAAGCUGCCCUCGAGCCUUGCAAUCCAUGA